AUGGAAAACAAGCUUGAAGCAAAAGACAAAAGCAUUCAGAAAAGAAUACCACGUUCGGUACCAAAAGGAAAGGAAAAGAACUAUAAGUAUAUGAUUUAUACUGAAGAGAUGGAAAAUGAAGAAGAUAAAGAUAUGGUUAUGUUGCAUUUAGUCAGAAGAAACAACAAAAGCUUUUACGACCUUGCUAAGAUUUACAAAUCUGACAGAAAUUGGUUCUAUCGCGAAAACUUACCGAUUUCAAUGACACCGAAUGAAGAUGUGAAACAAAUAGUUCAAGAUACGUUACCUCAAACACACUAUGAUAUGAAAGGUUGUACAAUACUUACAUUCAAAGAAGACUUACCGCUACUGAAAGAAAAAAUAACAGAGUAUUUUGACAACUUCAAACAAGUAGAGUAA
Messenger RNA from Trichomonas vaginalis G3, 399 nucleotides. RefSeq lists its product as uncharacterized. Bases 1 to 399 code for a protein of 132 amino acids. The record is from RefSeq and is a predicted model, not a curated record. The transcript has a single exon. Lineage: Eukaryota; Parabasalia; Trichomonadida; Trichomonadidae.